AGUGCAGCAGGGCAGGGCAGAGCGUGGGGCAGGGUCAGUCCGAACAGCGCCGGCUCCAUCCCCGCGCCUCGCUCGGGGCGGUCGCCGACCGCUCUCACCUCUUUCCCUCACGAGGAUGAGCGAGCCCUGUUCUCUGUCCGGGGACCUGCUGAGCUGAAACGAGCCUGGCUCGCUGAGUUUUGACAGAGGAGCAGCUCCAAACGCCCAGCCCUGCGAGCUCCCCGUGCCCGGCAGGAGCGCAGCGCCCGGCGGAGCGGGCACUCGGGCGGUGCCACAGCCCUGCCGUGCCAGGGGCUCUCUGAGGGCACCUCCGGCAGCAUCGCCCCUCGGUGUUACCCUCGGGACCGGGAAAGCGUUUGUUCUUAGGUCUCCCUUAAUGUGGUGCAAGUCACGUCAGAAAGAUGAGGAAGAUAAUUGUGUCCAGCCAGUCCGUCAGGACUGUGAGCAUUGCACAGCGGUUUGGGACCCAGGACAGAGCAGGAUGUCUAGUGCGCCUCAGUCAACAUUUGUUAUUAUCUCUUGGAAUCCACUUUUCUCCUUUAGACUCGUGCUCUAGUUUCUUUUAGCAGUUGUCAUCCAUCGCUGGGAGAAGCGCAGGAGGAAAAGAACUGUACUCUUGGAAGAUGAAGUUUGUUUGGGGGAUUCAUCCUAAUGCUCUGGCAUAUUCCAUGACUACGUUAGGGGCUGGAAUGAUGAACAGUAUCUUUAAUUUCUACUACGUUAAGCUUUUCCUAAACCGAUACAAAAUUUCAGAAGGAGCCUUUAAUCAAGCACAGGCCGUGUUUAUGAUCUGGAACGCCAUCAACGAUCCUCUCUUUGGGUAUAUCCAAGACAACUCCAAACUCCGGUGCUGCGCCAGACGCCAGUUCUCGAUUCUGUACGGAGCUCCUUUGUACGGGCUGGCCUUCCUGCUGCCCUGGUUUCCCUGGAAGCAGUACGAGGACGGGGACUGGCUGUGUGGUUUCCACCUCGUCGUUGCCUUGUGUGCCUUUGACGGUUUGCUCACGUUCGUGCUCCUGGCGCAGUGUGCGCUCUUUGCCGAGACCUCCACCAGGCACGAGAGCAGGCUCCAGCUCAUCAAGUACAACCAAGUAGCAACACUAAUUGGAGCCACAAGCAUCCUCUUUUGUGGGCUCAUAUCAGAUAACAUGGAAAACUUUGCCUAUUUCCAGGCUUUCACUGUUUUGAUCGCAGCACUAGCAACAGCUUGUAUGUGUUGCACAGGUAAAUACAGUACCAGCCAGUAUGAGCAGAGAGAAAUUCACGUGGAGAGUGCUAACCUGGAAAACAGUGAGGGAGCUUUCUCCUUGGCCUCAGUGGUUUCAUUGACCAAACAGAUUAUGACGGAGAAGAACUUUUUAUUUUUUGUCACAAUGAACUUCUUCCAAGUCUUCCACCUGGCCUUCUACAACAAUUUCAUGAUAAUCUUUGCAGAUAAUCUUAUUCCUACGGAUGUCCUUUCUUCCUCAGUCAGAAGUAUCAUGUAUGGAGCAGGUUUUAUUUGUCCUCAGUGCCUUGUUCUUCUCAGUCAUGCUUCAUUGAAGAAGUUUGGUUAUUACAGAGUCAUCUUGUUUUCCUUUUACUAUGAAGGAGUAGCUGCUGCUGUCAUGUUUUUUCUAGGGCAAGAACACUAUUACCUGUUGGCAUUUUAUCUCACAACAAACAUGGUAAUUGUACAAGCCUCCUUUAGUUUGUUCAAUUUGCCUUUGGCAGAUAUUGUUGAUGCAGAUUUAGUAAAGCACAAGCGCAGAUCACCACUUUCCUCUAUGGUUUUUGGUACCAAUGCUUUAUUUACCAAGCCUGCCCAAUCUUUGGCUCCAAUGCUUGUGGUUAAAGUACUAAAUCAGUUUGGAUAUAGGAACCUGAAUAAUGUUGAUCAUCCUGAUGCAAGGACGUUUUUAGAUCUCCAUGAUGCCAUGUUCAACCUGAUCUGCCUGGUUCCACUUUGCAUUGCAGUCAUGCAGGUCCUGACAUGGACUCCCUUUUCCAUCCAGAACAGCCACGUGACAGCUGUACACUAA
Neopelma chrysocephalum (saffron-crested tyrant-manakin) is the source of this 2021-nucleotide messenger RNA. Its product is annotated as transmembrane protein 180-like. The transcript is spliced from 7 exons. NCBI's taxonomy places the organism in Eukaryota, Metazoa, Chordata, Aves, Passeriformes, Pipridae. The coding region runs from base 624 to 2021 and encodes 465 amino acids. The record is from RefSeq and is a predicted model, not a curated record.